This is a messenger RNA of Aspergillus heteromorphus CBS 117.55, 504 nucleotides long. RefSeq lists its product as uncharacterized. NCBI's taxonomy places the organism in Eukaryota, Fungi, Ascomycota, Eurotiomycetes, Eurotiales, Aspergillaceae. The annotation marks the transcript as partial. The record is from RefSeq and is a predicted model, not a curated record. The transcript has a single exon.
CUGUCCUCCACAAACACAAACACAACCACAGCCACAACCGGCUCAUCCAACACCACCCUAAUCCCCAUCUUCGACGUCGAAACAACCGGCACCCCCACACCAACGACCUUCAGCGGCUACGCAGGAAGCAUCCUCAGCGUGAACGCCGACGCCACCACCAUCAUCGUCUCCUGCACCGUCGCCGCCUGCAGCAUCGCCACCCCCUACACCUUGAUCCAAGGCCCGUCCACGUUCUCCAUGAGCCAGGCCGUCUCCAGUGAGUCACUGGGCGUGGAGGUCUGGAUGACCAUCACGGAAGAAUGCCACAUCACGGCCUCGACGUCCGCCGUGUGCUCGAAUUUGGCGCGCAUGAAGGUGAGUGCCUACGGUGAGGAGCAGACCACUAAAACCGCCUAUGUGGUCACCGCGACGGGCACCCAGAUUUAUGCCGAUGUCUUGGUUGUUACGGGCGGGAUUGAGAAGUUGAAUUCCCCGCAGGCGACGGAGAGUGCCGGUGCUGCUGCU